Molecule: messenger RNA, 2491 nt
Organism: Papaver somniferum (opium poppy)
Lineage: Eukaryota; Viridiplantae; Streptophyta; Magnoliopsida; Ranunculales; Papaveraceae
Product: U-box domain-containing protein 13-like
Exons: 4
Coding region: 106-2100 (664 amino acids)
Biological process (GO): protein ubiquitination
Cellular component (GO): nucleus; cytoplasm
Molecular function (GO): ubiquitin-protein transferase activity; protein binding
Source: RefSeq, a predicted model, not a curated record
UACUCCCAUCUCUCCCUUUUCUCUCUCUGAAAAACCCCUUUCUCUCUUAGAGUCUCUGCAUCACCAGAGAGGGACUCUGCUUCUUCUCUCUGUGAGUGAGUAGUAAUGGAGACAGGAGUGUUAGUACAGAAACUCAUUGACACAAUCAAUGAAAUCUCUAAAAUAUCUGAUUACAGAUUUGUUGUCAAGAAACAGUACACAAGUUUAGCUAGAAAACUCAAGCUAUUGUUACCAUUGUUUGAAGAAAUCAAGGAAUUUGUAGAUCAGAUCAAUGUAGAUACUCAUGGUGAGAAUCAGCAGCAGAAUAAUGAUCACGAUGAAGAUGAUGAUGAUCUGAUGGAAUCAUUGAUGGGUUUUAAAUUAGCUCUUGAUUCUGCUGAUAAUUUACUCACAUUUGGUUCUCAAGGUAGCAGGAUUUACCUAGUGCUGGAGAGGGAGCAGACAAUGCGCAAAUACCAGGAAAUAUCGGCUCGUUUGGAGCAAUCUCUGAGUGGGAUUAUCUUGGGAAAGCUUGACAUAUCAGAUGAAGUGAAGGAACAGGUUGAUCUAGUUGUUUCCCAAUUCAGAAGAGCCAAAGGGCUGGUAGAUCCACAUGAUGUGGAUCUCUUUGUGGAUCUUAUAUCUGUUUACAGAGAGAGCAGUGGUGCAAAUGCAGAUCCGGCAGUCUUAAGGAGAUUAGCCGAAAAAUUACAUUUGAUGGACAUAAAUGACCUAAAACAAGAGUCAGAAGCAUUGCAUGAGAUGGUGGCCAGCAAAGGUUGUGAUCCUGGGGGAAGAAUAGAAAAGAUAUCAAUGCUACUCAAGAAAAUCAAAGAUUUCGUGCUGUCUGAAAGCCCUGAUAUUAUUAAUGGUGAAAAAGUCACUCCUUCAAGUGAAAAAUGCCAGGCAUCAAAUUUUAAGAAUUCUAAAUCUCUUGCAGUACCAGAUGAUUUUCGGUGUCCGAUAUCACUGGAGAUGAUGAGAGAUCCUGUCACGGUCUCAACUGGGCAGACGUAUGAACGUGGGUGCAUUGAGAAAUGGGUUGAAGCAGGGCACGUUACUUGUCCGAAGACACAGCAAAGCCUUACUAACUUGACCCUCACUCCCAACUAUGUCUUGCGUAGUCUCAUAUCUAAGUGGUGCGAGUCCAAUGGUCUGGAAUCACCCAAAAGAACAGGAAAUUGUGGGGCCUAUACCACUACCUCUUUCUGCACUCCUGCGGAACGUGCUAAAGUUGGUGUUUUACUUCGCAAGCUUCAAUCAGGGAAUCUGGAGGAUCAGCGAUCUGCCGCUGGUGAGCUUCGUCUUCUCGCCAAGAAGAAUGCUGACAAUCGUAUUUGCAUUACUGAGGCUGGUGCAAUUCCGCUACUCAUAGGACUGCUUACAACAGUUGAUCGCCGUACCCAGGAGCAUGCUGUUACUGCACUCCUAAACCUUUCCAUAUGUGAGGAUAACAAAAGUUGCAUUGUAACAUCUGGUGCUCUACCUGGUAUAGUUCAUGUGCUCAAAAAAGGCAGCAUGGAAGCACGUGAGAAUGCAGCGGCCACACUUUUCAGCUUGUCAGUUUUGGAUGCCAACAAGGCCACAAUCGGCUCAUCGGGUGCCAUCACACCGCUUGUUGCAUUACUUGAGGAGGGUAGUCAGCGUGGUAAAAAGGAUGCAGCAACUGCACUCUUCAAUCUAUGCAAAUACCAAGGGAAUAAGGGAAAGGCAGUUAGGGCAGGAUUAGCACCAGCACUGUUGAAGCUUCUAAAAGAGCCUGGAGCUUCAAUGGCCGAUGAAUCAGUGGCCAUACUGUCGAUGCUUGCAAGCCAUACGGAAGGGAAGGCAGCUAUUGGAGCUGCAGAUGGUGCAUUACCUACCUUAGUGAGUUUGAUUGGAAGUGGUUCCCCUAGGAACAGAGAAAACGCAACUUCAGUUCUUGUUCGUCUGUGUUCUAGUGACCAAAAACAUUUAAUCGAAGCACAAGAACUUGGGAUAAUGGGUCCACUUGUUGACCUGGCUGAAAACGGUACAGAAAGAGGUAAAAGAAAGGCUGCACAGUUGCUAGAAUGUAUCAACAGGUUCAUCGAAACCCGGAAGUUAGCUGAUGCAGAAGCCACCGAACACGUUCAGGGGUAAGCAGACCCGUCAUCAUUCUUUUGGUAAGAGCGCGUAAUAUAAGACGAGUUCACUAUUUCUUCUCUUGGUUUCUUGCCGCUGAGAAACUAGAAAGGAUUUUGCUUGUGAUUAAGAAGGGGAGGUGGCAAAUCACCUGCCCUUGCAUAUUAGGUAAUUCAUUUUAGUCUGUCUGAGGGUGCAGUCUAUUAUUCAAAUCAAUGGAUGAAGAUUUUUAGAGCCAUCCAAAGAAAUCAGAGGAAAGCUAACAUCAUCAUGUCAUUGACAUAUAUGUGCAAUGUAUAAAUGUUCCAUUUUUUACUACUACUACUACUACUUUGUAAACAACCUCAAUUUUUUUUCUUUCCCAAGGAAAUAUCAAUGUGUCAUUUUAUUUGGCUGUUCUUUUCGGACG